Molecule: messenger RNA, 2369 nt
Organism: Anoplopoma fimbria (sablefish)
Lineage: Eukaryota; Metazoa; Chordata; Actinopteri; Perciformes; Anoplopomatidae
Gene: txlna
Product: taxilin alpha
Exons: 11
Coding region: 102-1829 (575 amino acids)
Molecular function (GO): syntaxin binding
Source: RefSeq, a predicted model, not a curated record
AAGUCUUUUUCUUCUGGCUCACGCUGUUGUGGAAACCUCCAGUUCUCAGACUCACUGCGUGUUUCCUCCUCCAGCCUGAAGGUAAACAACAGAUACCAGAGAUGAAAAAACAAGACACAGAAGAGUCCUCCACCCAGGGCGGAGAGGAAGCUCCACCUGCAGCAGAAGGGACGGAGGCACCUGCAGCUGCUAAAGACAGCCUGGACAGCAACAGCCCCGAAGAGUCUGAACCACAGACGCCACAAACAGACACGCCACAGACGGACACACCACCACAAACUGACACACCAACACACACAGAUACACCUCCACACACAGAUACACCUCCACACACAGAUACACCAACACACACAGAUACACCAACACACACAGAUACACCGCCACAGGUUGACGAGGCAGGAAGUGAAGUUGCAGAGGCGGCACUUUCUCAAUGCGACAUGGCUGAGGAGCUGAGCCGGCAGCUGGAGGACAUCCUCAGCACAUACUGUCGGGUAACCAUUUCAGAUGACGCCAGCACCGUGCCCAAUGGCCAGUCACACAGCCCAGAGCUCAAUGGCCUGAGCAAAGAGAGGGGGGACGGCAAGCCAGGGGGCAAAGUCAAUGGAGCCGGAAAAGGAGGAGAGAAGGAGCAGAAGAAGAGUCAGGACAAGAAGAAAGUGAAGGGGCUGGGCAAAGAGAUCACUCUUCUCAUGCAGACUCUGAACACUCUGAGCACCCCAGAGGAGAAGCUCGGAGGCCUUUGUAAGAAGUAUGCUGAACUGCUGGAGGAGCACCGUAACACCCAGAAGCAGAUGCGAGUGCUGCAGAAGAAGCAGAACCAGGUGGUCCAGGAGAAAGACAACCUGAGGAAUGAACACAGCAAGGCCAUCCUGGCUCGCAGCAAGCUGGAGAGUCUCUGCAGGGAGCUACAGAGACACAACCGCUCACUCAAGGAGGAGGGAAUGCAAAGAACGCGUCUGGAGGAGGAGAAAAGGAAGGAAGUGACCUCCCAUUUCCAGGUGACGCUGAACGACAUCCAGGCUCAGAUGGAGCAGCACAACGAGAGGAACGCCAGCCUCCGACAAGAGAACACGGAGCUGGCCGAGAAACUGAAGAAGCUCUAUGAACAGUACAAACUACGAGAAGAGCACAUAGACAAAGUGGUAAAGCACAAAGACCUGCAGCAACAGCUGGUGGACGCCAAGCUGCAACAGGCUCAGGAGCUGCUGAAGGAGUCCGAGGAACGCCACGACAGAGAGAAACACUUUCUGCUGAAGGAAGCAGUGGAGUCUCAAAGGAUGUGCGAGCUGAUGAAGCAGCAGGAAGUUCACCUCAAACAGCAGCUGUCACUCUACACAGAGAAGUUUGAAGAGUUCCAGACCACUUUGUCUAAGAGCAACGAGGUCUUCACCACAUUCAAACAGGAGAUGGAGAAGAUGACUAAAAAGAUCAAAAAGCUGGAGAAGGAGACGGCCAUGUACCGGUCCAGGUGGGAGAGCAGCAACAAGGCUCUACUGGAGAUGUCAGAAGAGAAGUCUGUGCGGGACCAUGACUUUGAAGCACUUCAGGGUAAAGUCCAGCGGCUGGAGAAGCUGCGACGGGCUCUUAAGGUCGAACGCAACGAGCUCAACAAGAAGGUUCAGAACCUCAGCGGUCAGGACACUGUGGCGGCAGGAGCCCCCGCCUCUGACCCGGGGACCGAGUCCCCCUCUCCUCCACCAACGGACUCUCUGCUGGAGCCCAGCAGCCACCACCCUGUCCCAGACUCCGCCCCCUGCUCCCAGUCCUGCCACUGUGACCCAGAACUGGACACGGACGCUGUUCUGCUGCCCGUCGCUGCACAGGAAUGAAGCAUCGCUGCUCACUGUCUCCCCCCCCCCCUCCAACGUUAAGCCACCUGAUAAUAAGCCACCAGCCUGCAAGCUCCACUCCACCUCUGCUGGAUGAAACCGAUGUGAAACACAUAGCAAGGUUAACGUGUGUCGUCCCAGCAUGCCCUGCAGGCUUUAUAAUGCCGAUGGGAAGAUUGUGCCUCAUCUGUCAGUACAUUUACAUGCACACCAUAACUCAUAACUGUGAAUGACCUCGUUGAGGUAAUAGUAGGAAACGUGGCUUUCAGUCAACCUGCACUGAAACAAAUCAGACAGUAAUUUAAAAAGAAUGAUUCAGCUCUGCAACUUAAACCUUAACUCGACUUGUUUAUAUGAAAACCUCAACAAUCUGUACUUAUCUAAUUAUGAGUGUGCACGUAAAUGUUCAGACUGCCUCUGUGUUGUUCUGCUUCACGCCACAUUCCAUUUUUGAGUGCUGCCUGGGAUGACACAAGACAGGCAGGUAAAUGACAAGAGGAGUCGUGUGUGUGCGUGUGUGUGUGCGUGUGCGUGCGUGUG